ACAAGUUAUGGUUUUCAAAUAAAAAUAUUCGUACAAAAAAUAAUUAUAAUUACAUUUAAAAAAAACAUCAAAAGCAUUAAUACUAUAAUAAUUAUACAGUGAUAACAAUGUCAAAAAUAUUAAAUGAAUAUUUAAGUAACAGUCAUCGGAAGAGUGAAAAACGGUUACUGAAAAUUAGAUUAUGGUUUUACAGUUUAACGUAUUGUCUCAUGGUUGUUAUUGGAUCCAUACUACUACGAAUUGACUUUACUGUGGCCGAGGAUCCUUUGGUGAGACUGUAUCAUCACAACCGUUGGCUGCUGAUUACUUCAUGGUUUAACUUAAUAUCGCUAGUGUACACGCCAAUCUGCAUCUACUGCGACUGGCGAGAGCUCCGCGGCACCAGCGGCCUGAAACACGUCACGGUCCUCAACAAAUUCAGAUUCGCCUGUUUCUCCAGCAUCCUGUUCCCGGCUACUUGUUUCUCAGAUAUCCUGUUUUGGAGGCUGUGGACAAAAAACCGCGAGCUGGUGGCGCCACCGGCAGUGGACGUCUUCGUGCCGCUAUGGCUGCAGCACUGUCUCCACACCAUCACGCUGCUCGUCAUCUUUAUAGACCUCCUCCUGGUUCCGAAAAGAAGACCCAAAAAUUUGACGUUUGGUGUCUAUGUCUUGACAACGUUCCUGGCUGCCUACGCUGUCACGUGCGGGCGCAGUAUAAUAAACAACGAGCACAUUUACCCACUGCUGAGGCUGUUCAGUGGAUACAAUUUUAUCCCGUUAGUAAUAUUCGUGAGCGUCGAACACUUCUUCUACUUCACUGUACAGUGGCUGAUACUCGACUUAGUAUGGGGUCGAAGAACGCAAACUCAUGCUUUGAUAUCUUUACUAAGAUUUCCGGGACGCCAAUUGUUAAAUGACGCUAGAAAUAAAAUGGAAGUAAUGUUAAGUGAAGGUAAAAGUGGAAGCCAAAUUAGAAAAACUAGGCAACUUAAAUAAUAAAUUAAAAUCUAGCUAGUAGUAACCAUUGAGGUAUUGUUGUAUUGUAAUUGUAAGUAUGACACUCUUAUGCUCAUAUUUUUGGAUUGCAAAUUUACUGUAGGUCAUUGUUAAAAUAAGUUAUGAGUAAUUGUUACAAUAAGUUUAUUACUUUAUUAACAAGCAUAAGUUGUAAGUACAUUAUAAUAUUUAUUUGUAAUUAUAUCGUAUUAUGCUUUGACUAUUUUACUCGUAUAUCGUGUACGAAAAAUGUUGCAAUUAUGUAUACAUGUGCUUAAUAUAUUUUUCACCACACCAACUAGUAAAGGCUCUCUUUGCUAUUCGAAAACAGAUAGCAAAAUUGCAUUUUACCCACAAGAGUGCAAAGUACAAAUUUUAAUUUGACGUCUUAAUCAGGCUGGUAAAAUUUACGUAAGUAAAUGAUGAUUUGAAUCAUAAAUAUUGAAUAAAUUGAUGGAGUUGAUUUAGUUUGAUGUUUAUUAGUCAAUAUUUUGUUCCUGUUGGUGUGGUGAAAAAAAUUGUGUUUCACUCGGUGGCAAAGUUUGUUUAACCUUCGGGCCUUGGUACCCUCGCAUCGCUUAAUAUUCCACUUUUUGAAACACUCGCUACGCUCAUGGUUCAAUCUUUCAUUUGCUCGGGUAUCAAUAUUGGCACGUGCGGUUAAACAACAAAUUUGUACUUACCAUAUUUUUUAAAACAGAUAACUAAUAAUUCAAAACUAUCUUAUAUUUCAGAGUUAUAUUAUUUUCUGAUAAAAUGUUCUACGAGAAGGUAUUGGUAAUUAGUACCAGAUUCUUCUCUUCGCAAGUCAUAUUAAAUAGAUGGAAUGAAAAAUGUCAAGAUUUGAAAUAAAAUAAUCUUAUCAGAGCA
Leguminivora glycinivorella is the source of this 1847-nucleotide messenger RNA. Its product is annotated as androgen-dependent TFPI-regulating protein-like. Gene Ontology annotation, cellular component: membrane; endomembrane system. Lineage: Eukaryota; Metazoa; Arthropoda; Insecta; Lepidoptera; Tortricidae. The coding region runs from base 108 to 977 and encodes 289 amino acids. The record is from RefSeq and is a predicted model, not a curated record. The transcript is spliced from 4 exons.